Molecule: messenger RNA, 1820 nt
Organism: Helicoverpa zea (corn earworm)
Lineage: Eukaryota; Metazoa; Arthropoda; Insecta; Lepidoptera; Noctuidae
Exons: 3
Coding region: 456-1688 (410 amino acids)
Source: RefSeq, a predicted model, not a curated record
CAUACAAAAAGUGGCUCCUCAAUCCUGAUGGACAUAAUUAUUAUACUAUUACAUUAAACAAAGUAAACAUGUAGGUAGGUACCUAAUUUAUUUAACUCGGAUGCUGUUGACGAUAAUGGUCAAUGUUCUUCUUCUACUUGACCUCAUUGUAUCGACCUUAGUAUCGACUGUUCUUUGUCUUCAUCUUUAAGUUCAUAAUAAUAUUUGAAAAACGUGAAGCGCAGCAUAUUUUAAUAAUCUGUGCUGUAAUCUGGGUAGGUAUAAAUAAUUGAGAAUUAUUAUAUAAUCUGUGAUUAUAUGCCCUUUCAUAUUUUUGCAUGCUGAAUUUGAGGCGAGAUAUGAAGAAACAUAAUUGUAUUUUAAGACCUAGUAUAAUUGAAACCAUAUUUCAAGAAAAUAAAUUAUAUUCUAUUCCGAUGGCAAAAAUCCGGUGCAGGAUGAACUAGCAUCACUUUAUGAUGUUAGGUAGGAUUGAUCAAGUACUUUAUUGCAUGAUGAUUUUAGGUACUCAUAUAAGCCUAUCCACAGAGGCGGAAUGCGUGAUCGAGCUGCAGUGCGCGGAGUGCGUGCCGGAGCACAUGCCGCAGGUGACGUCACCCCGCGCGGCGGCCGGCACCGUGCGCGUGCCGCCCGGCGCCGAGCUGGCGCUGUCCUGCGCGCCCGGCGCCUUCCUCGCCUACCCGCUGCAGCGCCAGCUCGCCGCGCGCUGCGAGGCGGGCCGCUACCGCGUGCUGCACGACGCCGCGCUGCGACACAUCCUCGACCUCGGCUGCCAGGAGAGCAUCUUUGAGGACGUGCUGCAUCAGGUUGACCACUGCGGAAACCUGCAGGGGCGAGCGUACCUGAUGCGGCAGGCGAGCCCCGGGGCGGCGCAGCACCUGGUCGAGCUGUGCUUCGACGCGGACCGCGGCGUGGCGACGCGCCUGCACAUGAGCACCGCGGCGCUGGCCACGCGGCCGCACAGCGACUCGGCCGCGCCGCUCAGCCUGCUCGGCAACUUCAACCACAUGUUCGACGCCAGCACGCGCCACGCCGCCGAGCGCCUGUACUCGGACGACGAGCGCCUCACGCGGCGCCUGCACGAGCUGCUCAAACACGACCACUUCUCCUUCGCCGAGCAGCGCCUCACCUCCGCGCAGCUGCUGAGCGGCCGCUACUUCGAGGAGCCGUACGCGCGCGCCGCGGACUUCGUGUCCAACCGCGUGGCCGUGUGGCGCAGCGUGGCGGCCGGCAACCUGCGCCACCUGCAGCGCGACGUGGCGCGGCUGCUGCGGCGCGGCGCGGCGCGGGCGCUGCACGUGCACGCGGGCACGCGCGGCGUGCUGGCGCUGCGCGCGGGCCCGGGCCGGGCGCCGCUGCUGCUGAGCGCCGGCCGCUUCCCCGUGCCGCGCUACGUGUGGACCGUGGUGCACGACGCGCGAGCCCACAGGGCGGUGGCGCUGGUGCUGCUCAACGACCCGUUCGUGGCCGUGAGCGAGAUCCGCGACGCGGUGUUCUGCGAGAGCGCGUGCGGCCGGCUGGCGUGGCUGCAGGAGCUGCUCCGGAACCGCAACUACGAGGCGCCGCUGUACGGGCUCGUGUUCUGCUGCAGCCUGCAAGAGUUCAGCGCCGCCGUCAGCGAGCUGCCCGCCGACCUCGUGCGCGUGCCGCCCGGGGAUGACGGCUUACUCACUGACUUGUUGGAUUAGUUUAUUGUUGAAAAAAUGCACUUAUCACUAGACAGCUUAAGUCAAUAAUAUUAUAGCUACACACUAUUUCCUGACAUAGAUUGUAAGAAAAACCAGAAGAGUCGUUUAUUAAAUACUUUAUUUAAAAAAUUA